UCCGCGAGCGUCCCCGUAUCUUUCUUACGAUUAUUCCACUCGACCGCGGCGUCGAGCCGAGGAUUCGUGUUCGCGAGCACGCUCGGGAACAGGUCCUCCCUGCGAUUAUGUAAACGGACCGAUAUCGCGCUCGGAACUGUUCGCGGAGUUCCUUGACUGUCGCAUCGUCUACCUUUGACACCUCCGUCGUGAUUCCAAGCUCGGACAACUUGAUAACGUCGAAUUCCGUGGCGUGCCCUACGAUUUGUCUUACGAGCGAGAGUGUAUGUGAAUUCGGCAGCCGACAACGAUGCUCAGCAACCGUGUGUCAGCGUUUCUGCGGCUGGCCGCGCAGGAGCAGCAAUGGCAGCAGCAGCAGCAACGCGGGAUGGCCACCCUCAAGUCGAUCUCUAUACGUUUGAAGUCCGUCAAGAACAUUCAAAAGAUUACGCAGUCCAUGAAGAUGGUGUCGGCGGCCAAGUACAAUCGGGCGGAGCGCGACUUGAAGCAGGCCCGUCCCCUCGGCGAGGGCACGAAGGUGUUCUACGAGCAGGCCGAUAUCCAACCGCCGCCGGAGCCGAAGAAGCUCGUCAUCGCCGUGACCAGCGACCGCGGUCUCUGCGGCGCCGUGCACACCGGCGUGUCCCGCAACAUUCGCGACCGGCUGUUGGCCGAUCCUAAGGAACGCGAGAACACGAAGAUCAUAUGCAUAGGCGAGAAGUCCCGUGCCAUCCUCCAGCGGCUGUUCGCGAACAACAUACUCUUCGUCGCGUCCGAGGUCGGCCGUAAGCCGCCGACGUUCAACGAUGCGGCGAAGAUAGCUAACCAGAUAUUGAACAGCGGUUAUCCCUUCGGCUCUGGUCGCAUAGUGUACAACAGAUUCAAGUCCGUGGUGUCGUACGCGAUCGAAGAUCUGCCGCUGUACGACAAGAACGCGGUGAUCGCCGCGCCGAAGCUGUCGGUAUACGACGCGAUCGACGACGAGGUGAUACAGAGCUACCUGGAGUUUUCGCUCGCCUCGCUGCUGUUCUACACGAUGAAGGAGAGCGCCUGCAGCGAGCAGUCCAGCCGUAUGACGGCCAUGGACAACGCCAGCAAAAACGCCGGAGAGAUGAUCGACAAGCUCACCCUCACCUUCAACCGCACCCGGCAGGCCGUGAUCACCAGGGAACUGAUCGAAAUUAUCUCCGGCGCCGCCGCUCUGGAAUAAGAAUGUUUCCCGGGAGGAGAAAUUUAGUUUAUCAAUUUAUAUAGUGCCGGCAAAUAGAAAGAGAGUACGCUGCUGGAAGCAGGAGGACGAGAACGGGGAGGGAGAUACAGAACCUGUUAUGCUGCCAAAAGAUCAAGUUACCUCCCCCCCCCCCCCAUUGACUUGGACGACGUUCAAUUAACAACCGCGGAGGUGCGCUGUAAACUUCAAGAACAUUGAAAGCCUAUCUGUUAUUUAUAUGUCCAAGUUCAAUAAAUCAAUCGAAUUACAA
This is a messenger RNA of Wasmannia auropunctata (little fire ant), 1460 nucleotides long. It is a transcript of the gene ATPsyngamma, whose product is annotated as ATP synthase subunit gamma, mitochondrial. NCBI's taxonomy places the organism in Eukaryota, Metazoa, Arthropoda, Insecta, Hymenoptera, Formicidae. Bases 290 to 1189 code for a protein of 299 amino acids. Gene Ontology annotation, biological process: proton motive force-driven ATP synthesis. The record is from RefSeq and is a predicted model, not a curated record. Gene Ontology annotation, molecular function: proton-transporting ATP synthase activity, rotational mechanism. The transcript is spliced from 3 exons.